AUGGGGAAGGUAUUAGGCACUCCCAUUGUAGUUGAUCAGAGAACUCUUAAUCUAGAGUAUGGUAACUUUGCCUCAGUUUUGGUGGAUGUGGAUUUUGCGAAGCACAUUCCUAGUAGAAUCAAGAUUACAGCUGGGGGACGUACUUUCUGGCAAUAUUUGGAGAUUCCACGGGCUCCAAAAUUCUGUAUGAAGUGCUGCAUUAUUGGGCACAAUGAUGAUGAGUGCAGGAGGCAAACUAAGAGUGAUGAUAACUCUUCAAAGGCUGAUACUACAGCAAAGGGAGAUUCUUCCAAAGGCUGGCAGACUGCUAGGAAUAGGAGGCAGCGUAAAGGAAAGAAUGCUGAGAACUUUCCUGGUGGUGAUAAUGCUUCAAAAGAUGCGGAGCAUGAUGCUUCAAAAAAUGCAGAACAUGAUGGUGUUCUUGCUGUGUUACCAGGUGAAGUAGAGGAGAAUGCUAUUGGUGUGGAGGAAACCAAUCAGCUUGAGAAUGAGCUAGCUUCUUCUGAAGCUGUUUUUCAUGCAGCGUCUGUAGCUUUAGAGAAAACAAAGCAGGCAACUAAUCACUCUAUCACUGAUAAGACUAAUGCUAGCUCUUCUUCUACUCCUAUUGAAACUUCAGGAAGGAAGGGAGGUGAUGCUGUGGUGGACAAUAUUGAGAAUUUGUCUCGCUACAAAGCUAUUAAUGAGAAUGCUUGUGUGCUUUCUCCUAAUAAAUUCAAUGUUUUGUCUGCUGAGUUGGGGUUGGAUUCUGUGCAGCAAUCCAAUGAGAAAAGGGAGGAGAGUUCGGAUGAAGAAAUCACUCCAGAGAAAGCUUCGUCAGGUGUUAGGGGGUCUAAAUGGUCUGACAUACCCGUGGAGCAGCCAAAGAAAUCUAGGAAACCUGUUAGGAUUCGGAUUUCUAAUGAUCAGAAAAGUACUUCUCAACAAAGUACAAAUAAGGAGUCCAAGUCUGAUUCGGAAACUGAGAUCAAUGAUUUGGGAAUUCGAGUUAGAAAGGGAUUCUCCCCAGUUAUACUUAAACGGAAUUCUGAUAGGAUUCCUGAUGCUAGUAAUAAUUCAAAGAAUAUAGUUUCCUGA
This is a messenger RNA of Papaver somniferum (opium poppy), 1077 nucleotides long. RefSeq lists its product as uncharacterized. The record is from RefSeq and is a predicted model, not a curated record. The transcript has 2 exons. Lineage: Eukaryota; Viridiplantae; Streptophyta; Magnoliopsida; Ranunculales; Papaveraceae. Bases 1 to 1077 code for a protein of 358 amino acids.